AUGCCGACCAACGCUGCCUCCGGCUCAUGGUGCACCAUCAAUCUCAUCCGACCAGCAGCUGACUCCACACAACGAACGACAACUCCCUGCGAAGAAUACCAGCGCAAAACAAGUACCGACCCGAAAACUGGGGCGAUCCAAGAAACCGUGACGAUUGAAUCCCAAGACGCCAGUCCGUUCGAGAUUUCCUUCCACAUCAAACCAACAACCUACUCAUCCAUCCAUCAAGCAGCUACCAACAGCAAUAAGCCUCAAUCAGCAAAAAACAAUAAUCUGCAAUCACUUGCACACGACGACUAUGUUAUCGACGUCUACUUAGAUGGGAUUGGCGUAGGAAGCACUACCAUCCACAAAUCAGAUCCAUUCCCUGAUUCUAUUGAUAAAAUUGUCAUUGGACAAAGCUUAUGUCGAUUGCUUCAGUUUGCCCCGGUUAAUCUAGUCGAUCCAGAUGACCAUCAAAACUCGGAUGAUAAUGAUAAUAUUUGUGAAGAUAAGAAAGUGAUCAUGUCACUUGGUACCAUUCAGUUCGAUGUUACCCGAUGUGUUGCCGUCCUUGAACAGAGUAGACCUUUUACCAACGAAGAUGGAAUUCAAACUACUAAUCAGAUGAACUUUUCCGAAUGUUUCAAGAAAGCUUGUCUUGCGACCACUGCUGGCUUGGGUCAACCACAAGUUAAUCAACUGUAUCCUGAGACGGAGUGGCGUGCCACGAAUGCCGACCCGAAACCAUUCCUACAAAUAUAA
This is a messenger RNA of Puccinia triticina, 744 nucleotides long. RefSeq lists its product as uncharacterized. The transcript has 2 exons. The record is from RefSeq and is a predicted model, not a curated record. Bases 1 to 744 code for a protein of 247 amino acids. NCBI's taxonomy places the organism in Eukaryota, Fungi, Basidiomycota, Pucciniomycetes, Pucciniales, Pucciniaceae.